CUAAUUCAGGACUCUCUCUACCUUAGGCCUUCUCCUGCUUCUUUAACCAACAAAGAAAAGAAACGCAACGAAGGAGGAGUUGCGGUAACUGAUCGAGGAGAUGCUUGAAUCAAUUACACGACCAAGGAUGAGGAGCAGUUUGGCUACUCUAGCUUCUAUGCAUGAGGAUGACUUUGCGGAGCUGGUGUGGGAAAAUGGUCAGAUUCUUAUGCGAGGUAUAUCCGGUAGAACUCAAAAGGGUCAUUCAUGCAGUCGUACGACUAGUGCUUCUUCUUUGUACCCUUCCGUUGCUCAGGCAGAAAAUGGAGGAAACAUGCAUACAAAGAGAGCAAGGUUAGAAACCGUGUGUUCGAUUUCGAAUGACUCCACUUUCUCAGGUUUCAUGGGUCACAGGGAUUCUGAUCUCAACUUUACCAAUAACAAUUCUGAUCUUCACUCUUUUCCCGAAUUGUAUCGAUUCAAUUUGGACGGCAGUAAGAGAAAGAGUAAGAGUGAUGAUGAUGAUGAUGAUGAUGAGCAUCCCACAGAUUCCCAGACGGUUCUAGAACAUGACAGACCUAGGAGUCGUCAACUUGACCCAUCAGAUUCGCUCAUGAGAUCACCGAGACUGAAUUCAAGCGAGACCCAAGUGUCAGUGAGUGAACUGCACACAUCGAGCUUGCUGGAUCAGCGUGGUUCACACCCUGAUAAAAAGACUCGGGCAGUGAAUUUCUCCAACUUAAGACCUGCGGCUGUUUUCAAAGCAAAUAGUCAGAGCAGUAAUGUAACAAGGCCGACAUAUGGUACAGUGGUUUCAACAAGAGUUGAUGAUCAGGAGUUUAAAGGUAGCAAAUAUGAGAGCAACACAGUUGAGCCAACGGUGAUUGAACCAGCUACUACUGUUUCAAAAAGUGCCACAGCUCUUCAGAAUCAACCACAAGCAGACCUAAUACCAUCUGUUGGGGAGAUCAAGGAGUCACUCCCUGAAGCUUUUGGCCAUAUGAAUCAUAAAUCUAGCGAUCAACAAGCAAAUACAGAAGCUGGAAAAGUACCCAAUAUCAACAAGUUUGCUGAGCCGGCCGUUGCAUCUUCUUCAGUACGCUCGCUUGGAGCUUCGAAUGACCCAACAUAUUCUUUUAGGAGGACAUAUGAGGACACUGAGUCGUCGGAAUAUCGCAGCGAAGAUUUUACAAGGAACGGUGAAGAGCCUCAGGGUUUGAUAAAACAAGCGUUUGUUCGUGGAGGUACAAGUGCCAAGAGAAGUCGAACUGCCCAAGUUCAUAAUUUGUCUGAAAGGAGACGAAGAGUUAAAAUUAACAAAAAGAUGCGUGCUUUAAAAGAGCUCAUACCUAAUUGCAACAAGGUGGAUAAAGCUUCAAUGCUGGAUGAGGCCAUUGAGUAUUUGAAAACCCUUCAGCUUCAACUACUGAUUAUGUCAAUGGGAAGUGGCCUUUGUAUACCGCCAAUGAUGUUACCUACUACGAUGCAAAAUAUCAUGUGUGCACCACUGCAUUUGACACAUUUCUCUCCCAUGGGUUGCAACCCAGGACAGUUCCCUACCUCAGACCUGCCUGGGAUCACAGGAACCAGAUUUCAAAUGCUUGGAUUUCCCAUGUCAGUUUCACAUCCGCCCUUCGUUCCUUUUGUUGGAAUGCCAUCUACACAAUCAGUUGCGGCGCCCGGCAUCCAUGGAGCUGAGCCGCCCCCCUUACGGAACAUUAAUCAGUACGAUUCCAAUCAGAAAUGAUGAAGAAUAUUGCAAACACAUAAUGCUCAAAGAUCCAAACACCAAUCAAUUCAGGUAGCAUUUUUUUUUUUUCCUUUCCCUUUUAUGUAUGAAAGGGAGGCUGCGGCGCGGCAGGAUAUGCACCCCAACCAGUUGAGGGAAGUGAAUAUGAAGUAUAGAACAGAAUUUCAAAUAAACAUUGAAAUGAUUAGAUUAGUACUCUCUCCCAAGAUCUGCAAAAGGGCAAGUAGCUUGAUUGGUUAAUUGGAAUCCAAUUGGUUAGAUGGCAGUGAUCUUUAACCGAUCACGGCCAUGAUCAUAUGUGUUGUUGCUAUCUCUUACAACAACAAGCGCUAAAUUCAAAGAAAGGAAAUGAAAGCAGAGUUGGUUUUGCUCAUUUCCUGUAAUCUCGUCUUGGUUCUUCUUUUCUUGAGACUGCUUUUAUUUGUGUGUUUUGUCGCUCAACCGUAGCAAAAGCAUGGAAUUUGAGCAUAUAUCUCGAUCUCGCAACCAGCAAUUUGUUAGGAGUAGGUUUUGGCUUUGCCCGGAUUGUUUAACUUCAGCCAGAAGGCUAGCUAUUCUCUUUUGAGACGAAUAGAGCAGCUGCAGCGCAGGAUCCAGAGAUUGGUGGAGUGGUGUUUGUUGGAGAUUGUGAGUUUUACAAAGGGCUGGCAAUUUAAUGCUACGUGUUGAAAGACUAUAUAUAUAUAUAGAUCAACCUUAAUUCAGUUAAUUUA
This is a messenger RNA of Alnus glutinosa, 2442 nucleotides long. RefSeq names its product transcription factor PHYTOCHROME INTERACTING FACTOR-LIKE 15-like. Gene Ontology annotation, molecular function: DNA-binding transcription factor activity; protein dimerization activity. Bases 101 to 1726 code for a protein of 541 amino acids. Lineage: Eukaryota; Viridiplantae; Streptophyta; Magnoliopsida; Fagales; Betulaceae. The record is from RefSeq and is a predicted model, not a curated record. Gene Ontology annotation, biological process: regulation of DNA-templated transcription. The transcript has 7 exons.